Molecule: messenger RNA, 2892 nt
Organism: Mauremys reevesii (Reeves's turtle)
Lineage: Eukaryota; Metazoa; Chordata; Testudines; Geoemydidae
Gene: BORCS8
Product: BLOC-1 related complex subunit 8
Exons: 6
Coding region: 139-504 (121 amino acids)
Cellular component (GO): BORC complex
Source: RefSeq, a predicted model, not a curated record
AGGCGGAACCUCUGCGGCGUCGCGCGGUUUCCAGAGGGGCCGUUUCGAGCGCUGCACCGCGGAGCCGGAAGUUGCCCGGGAGCUGGGAUUCCGGUCCGGCUGCGGCAUCCGCUCCCCCCGCUCCCCCCCCAGCCCGCGAUGGAGGAGACCGAGAUGCAGCUCAAGGUGAAAAAAGUUACAGACAAAUUCACGGAGAGCAUGUACAUUCUGGCCAACGAGCCGUCUGUGGCACUGUACCGACUGCAGGAGCAUGUCAGGCGCUCCCUUCCGGAGCUAGCUCAGCACAAGGCUGACAUGCAGAGCUGGGAGGAGCAGAGUCAAGGAGCCAUCUACACCGUGGAGUACGCCUGCAGCGCCAUAAAGAACAUGAUGGACAGCAGUGUGUAUUUUGAGAGCAUCGACAGGCUGCUCAAGCAUGCCAUCGCUGUGAAGGAUCAGCUGAAUUCCGCUCAGGGCCGCAGCACUGCUGCCCUGCAAGCCCCGAAUCCGCCAGCCAGUUCCUGAUUUCAGACCAGACUGGCCUUCCUCUGCCUUUUUCAUCCAGCCCAGCAUUGGAUGGCCUGGGUGUCAAGAGAGGACGCUGCCCACACGCCUUGUCUCUGGGGACGUGCAGGGGUGAGAGCCGCCGACUCCUUUUAACAGCUUCUGAAGCCAAAGCCACAAGUGACUAGCCACACGUGGUGUGUAAAUGCCCAGUGAAGGGCUGUGAUCUCCGUGGGCAGAUGUCAUGGCCCUAGCUGCUGCCCUAGAUCCCCCUAGCUCAUUGACUAGUCGCCCUGUUUGUGUCAAGCCAGGGGCUGGGUUUUGGGACUUGCCGGUUACAGCUGAUCUUCCCUGCCACCCCUAUGAGAGACUCCAGGGAGAACGGAGGUGUGCUGUCCCCACCAAUCUCCAGGAGAAAGCCAGCACAGCGGAGAGGCAUCAUGGGGUGAGGGCUCUGUUUCUUGUGCCUUUGAAUCCCUCCCUACAGGGCUUGUGCUGCAGCUUCUGCAUAAAACAAGUGGCAGAACAUUAAAGUAUCUCAAAAACCAGGUCACAAGAAAGUCUUUUAAAACUACUUGCUAUUGUCCCUCUCCCCACACCCCCGAAUCCCAAAACACCACAGCUGCCUUCUGCGCCUUUCUCAGUGUUAUGGCCUCGUCAAAGGGAGAAACUGAGGCAGAGAGAAGCUAAGUGUCUUGGCCAAGAUUGCACAGCAGGUCCGGCUGUGGCCCCUGUUAGUGCAGGAUCUGAGCGCCUCAACCUCCCAUGAGCCAGAACAGGACUCUUAUCCCUGCUCUACAGAUAGGAACUGGGGCCCAGAGAGAUGAAAACCCAGCUCCUCACAGGUAGUUAGGCACCUAAUCCCCCUUGAGUUCCCUGAUCUGGCGUAAGUGACUAGCCCAAGGUCACGCAGGGAGCCUCCGGCACAGCAGGGAAUUGAAGCCAGCUGGCCCUAGUCCUGGCACAGCCCUGGUUGGUGUCAUGCUCAGGGGUGCUUGGCUGAAGGGCUCGCCAGAAGUUACGCUGCAGCCAGGCUGCAAACAGGAUUCCGGUCCCACCACUGCAGGAAUAAACCUGGACUCAGGAACCUGGUGACACCGGCUGGGAAAGAAGCGAUCAUUGCAGCCUGACCUAUAAAUAGAUGUUCAGCAACCUACAAAGCACCAGGGGGAGGCAGGGGCCUGAGCAUCCUAGAUGAAAUGCGUGGGGUCUAGCCCUCCCUCCCGGCGGAAUGAGAUCCUGGCGCUUGCAGAGAAAUGAAAAUCCCCCCUUGCCUGCUAAAUAGACGGAAACACCGCAGCAGAACAAGCCAAUGGCAACAUGCCGAAUCAUGCGGCUGUCCAACAGGAACCAGUCAGCUCUGCAAAACAAGAGAGAGAAACACUUCAGUGGGAGGUUUUCAGUGGUAAAAUAGAGCAAUGUCUAGUGAUGCCCACUGCCUUGAUCCCAGUGCAGUAUCAUUUUAAUCUGAUCAGAGAGAUCCCUAGCAGAGGCCUUUCCUGGACCUGCAAGGGGAUUGACUGUCACCUAGUGACCCUAAGAUCUUAUAUUCUCUGAGUCUCCAUAAAGCAGCACAGAACUGCUAUGCCAAGGCCCCAGUAUUCAAAUCGAUCUAAGAGACUGGGGUUUGGAUCUAGUCUGAUGGCCCAGGCUCGGGGUUUCUACACACAGUAAAGCUCCUCAGUUCAAAAUCGGGACUUGGGGUGAAAAGUGCAUUCGCUGCAAGUUCUAGAGCGUCUCAGAGAUGCCGAGGUGCGUUUUAAGCCCUAACCUUGCCUCCUAGGGAGCCGAAUUCUCCCCUCAGCAAUGUGCAUGGGGCUGUCUACGCCGGUCUCUGCAGGCACAGAAUGCUGAUGUCGCUGGAAGCGUCACGCGUGCAGUGGGAGCCAAGUCCCUAAUCCCAGAUCUGCUGUGCAGCUCUAAGAGGAGAGGAUUGCCUGGGCCGUUCUACUGCGGUGGGGCAAGGUUGUCUCCAUUUCAAUAUCUUUCCUUCCUGUUCCCCCACUCACUGUUUUGUUGGCUGAGAAAUGAAAACCAAAGCGAGACAAUCCCCAGUUGACAAACGAGCCCAUGCUCCUUUAGCUCUGCUUGAGGUUCAGCCAGCCAGCAGGGGGAGCCCAAAUUCACCACCACCUUUCCAAACACUGAUGAUGCAGCUACAGAAAAGGAGCGAACAAAGCAAGAGCUGUGUUUGCUCAGCUCUUUAGUUCGGCAAGGAGGCUGCAAGCUGGAAAAGAGGGCAAAGGCUGGUGGGAGAGAGAAAUAUUUCAACGCUUCUUAAAGACUGUUGAAGAAACAAAGCCAAGAGAAAAGAUGAUGCGUGUUAGUCCAUAAGUCUGUCGCCCUUUAAAAGCAUGAAAGGGUGAAGUGCUGCUGCAGUGAACUAAGCAAAGCCAGGUUGCAGUUUCA